UGUGACCCCACCUCCCCUCCUACACUUGGGCCACUUUGUUAGACAGAGCUUGCUGUGCUCUCAUUGGCGCGUGCAGAAGCGCCACCCCAGAUCCCUUGUUACUAGAGGCGAGAACCAGAGCCCAUUGGCUGUGACACCUCACAAUGGCCCUGCGGGACGCAGGGUUCUUUCGAUUGGUUCGAUGCCUGUCUGGAGUGAUCCUGUGGCCUCCUACCCAAACAGGCUACCUGGCGCCGCUAGGGGGCUGGGAGGGACGAGUGCUCCAACCGGACACCUGCUUCCCAUUGGGCGUCUGGGCGCCGCCACCCCGCGGCGGGAUCCAGUCCUGCAGAGGAGUGCGAACCCAGACAGUCGCACAGGACGCCUGCUCCCGCGGGACCUGCCCUGCGUCGUCGCCCCUGCAGCCUCUUCCCAGAGCUCCAGUAAGUUCAACAAACCUGCACACCGUCGCCACCUUCCCGUGGCUGUUGGGAAUCCCAUACCUAAGGAAGUCCCACUGAAACCCCAUCGGUCCGUGGAGUGAAGGAGCGAAGGGGAAGUCUGAGGGGUCAUGUUCUAUUAUCCCAACGUGCUUCAGCGCCACACCGGCUGUUUUGCCACUAUCUGGCUGGCAGCGACGCGCGGGAGCCGACUGGUGAAGCGUGAAUACCUGAGGGUGAACGUGGUGAAGACAUGCGAGGAAAUCCUCAACUAUGUGCUGGUCCGAGUGCAGCCCCCGCACCCCAGCCUGCCACGGCCGCGCUUCUCCCUGUACCUGUCAGCACAGCUCCAGAUUGGUGUGAUCCGGGUCUACUUCCAACAAUGCCAGUAUCUUGUAGAGGACAUUCAACACAUCUUGGAGCGCCUGCACCGCGCACAGCUGCAGAUCCGCAUCGACAUGGCUGAGCUUGAGCUGCCCAGCCUGCUGCUCCCUAACCGCCUGAGCAUGAUGGAGACCCUGGAAGACGCCCCAGACCCUUUCUUUGGGAUCAUGUCUGUGGGCCCGAGUCUCCCCAGCCCUUACGAUAUCCCUCAGAUUCGACACCUCUUAGAGGCUGCAAGCCCAGAGAGAGUCCCUGAGGUGGCCUCUCCUGAAGUCCCCAAGGAGCCCAGGAAGCCAGUGCUGCCCCCUGAGGUCAUCACCCUGAAGGAAGCAGAGCCCAUCCGUAUGCUGCACAUUGAGGGCGAGCAGGACCUCCCAGAGCUCAGCCGCCGUGACUUGGACUUGCUCAUUGCCGAAGAGGAUGAGGCUGUCUUGUUGGAGGAGCGCCGGCUGGGCAAGCCCAGGGCCCGCCUGGAGCCUGAUGAGUUCAGGGAGGAGCCCCGGGCCCCAGAAGGGGACAUGGCCGUGCCCCCACUUUCUCCUCCAGCUCCUGUGCAGGUAGAAGCAAUGGAAGUGUCAGUUCCAGAACCAGCCCUGGCACCCGAGGAAGAGGCAGAGAAGCUGGCAGGCUGGGAGCCAGAGGCCCUGCUCACAGAGGUGACCCCAUCGCCAGAACUGCGUCUGCCAGCACCACCCAGUCCCAAGAAGAGGCGCCCAGGCCCACCAUCUCCCACGAGCCCCCCUGCUCGUCGCCGUCGCCGCCGCCAGCUACUGUUCUGGGAUGAGGAGACUCAGAUCUCCAGGGAAAAAUUCAAGGAGCAGCUGCAAACCACAGCACACUGCCGGGAGUGUCCCAUGGUGCAGCCUCCAGAGAGGACCCUCAGGAGCCCCACAGAGCUGCUCCAGACCCCGACAUACCCUGGCCUGCUUCCCCCAGAACUGCUGGCCUUCUGGACCCGCUGUGCCCAGACUCCUGCGAGAGCGCUCAGGCGGAGGGCGGCCCGGGAAGUGGCCGAGGAGGAAAGGAGCAGGGCUGAGGCCAUCAGUGACAUUGAGGUGCUGCGGGAAGCCCAGGAGCCCAGUGGGCCACUCAUGCCGUCUUCAGAGCUCUCCCUGGAGCCUGUGGAGGAGGAAAAGUCGCGCACCAUUCUCAUCCCCCCGGAGGAGCGCUGGGCCUGGGCUGAGGCGGAGCAGCCAGAGCCUCCCAUGUUGCCUGUGGUGCCAGAACUCCCCGAGGUGCCCAUGGAGAUGCCCUCAGAGGUGUCCCUGGAGAUGGAGCCACUUUCCUUGGAGGCUGUGCGCAGGGCAGUGGCACUGGAGUUGCAGGCCAACCGGGAGCCUGACUUCAGCAGCCUGGUGUCCCCACUCAGUUCCCGCAAGAGGGCCGCGCAGGUCUUCUACCUGCUCCUGGUGCUUGCAGCACAGAGGGUCCUGCGUGUGGAACAAGAGAAGCCAUACGGGCGCCUCCUGAUCCAGCCAGGGCCCCGCUUCUACCAAGGAUAGGGCCCAUUUGUAGAGUGCCAGGAAACCGGCUCUAUUAAACCAUAUCCUGCCUCA
Molecule: messenger RNA, 2359 nt
Organism: Ochotona princeps (American pika)
Lineage: Eukaryota; Metazoa; Chordata; Mammalia; Lagomorpha; Ochotonidae
Gene: REC8
Product: REC8 meiotic recombination protein
Exons: 20
Coding region: 551-2305 (584 amino acids)
Biological process (GO): mitotic sister chromatid cohesion; synaptonemal complex assembly; replication-born double-strand break repair via sister chromatid exchange
Cellular component (GO): cohesin complex; synaptonemal complex
Molecular function (GO): protein binding; chromatin binding
Source: RefSeq, a predicted model, not a curated record